AUGGCUGCAAAAUCUUACUGUACUUACUAUGAAACUGAUGUCCUGACCUAUGAUGAUGUGCAUGUGAACUUCACUGAGGAAGAGUGGGCAUUGCUGAAUCCUUCUCAGAAGAGUCUCUACCAAGGUGUAAUGCUGGAGACCUGUAGGAAUCUCAGUGCUAUAGGAUACAUUUGGGAAGACAAUACUACUGAAGAAUAUUGUAAAAGUUCUGGAAGACAUGGAAGGUAUGAAAGAAGUUUUACUGGAAAGCAAACCUUUGAUUUUAUUCUUCAAUGUGGUAAAGCCUUUGCACAAAGGAGUAGUCUCAAAAGACAUGAAAGGACAUGUAAUGGAGAAAAACGUUAUAAAUGUAAUCAAUGUUGUAAAGCCUUUGUCCAAAACCAUGCUCUCCAAAAACAUAAAAGGACCCAUACAGGACAGAAACCCUAUGAAUGUCACCAAUGUGGCAAAGCCUUUGCACAGAGCAGUCAUCUCCAAAUACAUAUAAGAACUCAUACAGGAGAGAAACCCUAUGAAUGUAACCAAUGUGGCAAAGCCUUUGCAGACAGCGGGAAUCUCCAAACACAUAAAAGAACACACACAGGAGAUAAACCCUAUGAAUGUAACCAAUGUGGGAAAGCCUUUGCACAAAGGAGUCAUCUCCAAAGACAUAUAAGAACUCAUACAGGAGAGAAACCCUAUGAAUGUAACCAAUGUGGCAAAGCCUUUGCAGAAAGCAGUCAUCUCCAAAGCCAUAUGAGAAUUCAUACAGGAGAGAAACGCCAUGAAUGUAACCAAGGUGGCAAAGCCUUUGCAGACAGCAGUACUCUCCAACAACAUAAAAGAACUCAAACAGGUGAGAAACCCUAUGAAUGUAAUCAAUGUAGUAAAGCCUUUGCAGGCAGCAGUCAUCUCCAAAGCCAUAUAAGAACACAUACAGGAGAGAAACCCUAUGAAUGUAACCAAUGUGGCAAAGCCUUUGCAGAAAGCAGUUAUCUCCAAAGACAUAUGAGAACACAUACAGGAGAGAAACCCUUUAACUUUAAGCAAUGUUCCAAAGCUUUCUCACAAAGCAAUGGUCUCUAAAAUCUUAAAAGUACACGUACAGGAGCCAAACUUUUUUGAAUGUAUCCAUUGUGGUUUUAUAACAUUUAUACAAAGCAGUGACCUCCAAAUACAUAA
Messenger RNA from Rattus norvegicus (Norway rat), 1161 nucleotides. Lineage: Eukaryota; Metazoa; Chordata; Mammalia; Rodentia; Muridae. The record is from RefSeq and is a predicted model, not a curated record.